AUGUUCUUGUGGAUAAUUCAAGGCUCCCAGUUGUUUUUCUCUCAAGGCACCAACUACCAAGGCUCCACAUCUCAAGGCUCUACAUCUCACGGUUCCACACCACAAGGCACCAACUCUGAAGGCUCCCCUUCUCACGGCUCCAACUCUCAAGGCAACCAUUCCCAAGGCUCCAACUCUCAAGGCACCAAUUCCCAAGGCUCCAACUCUCAAGGCUCUACAUCUCAAGGCUCCAACUCUCAAGGUACUAAUUCACAAGGCACCAACUCUCAAGGCUCUACAUCUCAAGGCUCCAACUCUCAAGGCUCUACAUCUCAAGGCUCCAACUCUCAAGGUACUAAUUCACAAGGCACCAUCUCUCAAGGCUCUACAUCUCAAGGCUCCAACUCUCAAGGUACUAAUUCACAAGGCACCAACUCUCAAGGGUCCAACUCUAAAGGAUCCACGUCUCAAGUCACUAAGUCACAAGGCACUAAUUCUCAAGGCUCCAACUCUCAAGGCUCUACAUCUCAAGGCACCAACUCUCAAAACUCCAACUCUCAGGGAUCCACAUCUCAAGGCACUAAUUCACAAGGCUCUACAUCUCAAGGCACCAAAUCUCAAGGUUCCAACUCUCAAGGCUCCCAGUCGCGUCUCACGGGUGUCUCAUCAUACAAUCUGGUGGAUGAAAUUACCAUGGCGUUAAUGGAUAAAAAUGACACCGAUGUCAAACAGUAUGGGGACCCGUUCUUCUAUAAAGAAGAGCUAGGAGGGGAAAUAGCUUCGCCCUUACAGGGUGAUGGAAAUAAUUUUAUACCCGAGUUGAAAAUGACAUUAAAGGAAUACGACAGACUGGAGAAAGGAUUUUAUGGGUAA
This is a messenger RNA of Lingula anatina, 852 nucleotides long. RefSeq names its product ribosome-binding protein 1-like. The record is from RefSeq and is a predicted model, not a curated record. NCBI's taxonomy places the organism in Eukaryota, Metazoa, Brachiopoda, Lingulata, Lingulida, Lingulidae.